AUGGACAAUCAAGGCAACCGCCUCUACCUCAACUUCGACAACUCGCAUCCGCGCCCAGGCGGUUCACUCAACGAUCGAGGAGCCUAUCCUACCACGCCCUCGACCUUCCCGCAACCUGUCUUCCCCGGCUCGAACCAGCAACCUCCUUCAUCCUCUGGCCAGGGCGGCGCCUCUUCCCAGCAGAGCCAGCCAUACUCAACGGGUUAUGCGCCCCAAGGCUACUUUUCGCAGAACCAGUACCCUGCUCAAUAUCCCGCCCAGCCCCCGCAUAGCCAACAAUCGCACGGCUCCGAGUACGGCGGUCAGCAGCAGAGUAACAUUUACCAGCCCCGGUCCAACACCCCAGGGACUAAUGAUCCCAAUGUAGGACUGGCACAUCAGUUCUCCCAGCAGAACCUCCGCGCCCCCUACGGCUCGCGUGGCCCUUCUCCUGCGCAACGUCCCCGAACCGCCGGUGCGCCUGGCCAGCAGCCAUAUGGAGGCUACCAUAGCCAGCCCAUGCCACCUGCGCCAGCGCAGUACCCCGCCCUCGAGUUCCAGCCUGGCCCAGAGCGCAACCCGGACAAGUAUGGACCGGGUGCCAACAACAACCAGAAGAAGUGCGCACAGCUUGCUGCCGAUUUCUUCAAGGACAGUGUCAAGCGCGCGAGGGAGCGCAACCAAAGGCAGAGCGAGAUGGAGCUCAAACUCUCCGAACCGAACCAGUCGCAAUCUAGAAAGGAGCAGAUUUGGUCGACCGGAGGGCGCAAAGAAGGUUCAUACCUGCGCUUCCUGCGCACCAAGGAUAAGCCCGAGAACUACAACACCAUCAAGAUCAUCGGCAAGGGUGCGUUUGGUGAGGUCAAGCUGGUUCAGAAAAAGUCGGACAACAAGGUCUACGCCAUGAAAUCUCUGAUCAAAACGGAGAUGUUCAAAAAGGACCAGCUUGCCCACGUGCGUGCCGAACGAGAUAUUCUUGCCGAGUCGGACAGCCCUUGGGUCGUCAAGCUGUAUACCACUUUCCAGGACGCCAACUUCCUAUAUAUGCUUAUGGAGUUCUUGCCUGGUGGUGAUCUUAUGACCAUGUUGAUCAAGUACGAAAUUUUUUCGGAGGAUAUCACGCGCUUUUAUAUUGCAGAAAUCGUGCUCGCUAUAGAAGCGGUUCAUAAGCUUGGCUUUAUUCAUCGUGACAUCAAACCCGACAACAUUUUGCUUGACAGGGGAGGGCACGUAAAGUUGACUGACUUUGGUCUUUCGACGGGCUUCCACAAGCUGCAUGAUAACAACUACUACCAGCAGCUGCUGCAAGGCAAAUCGAACCGACCCCGUGGUGACCGCAACUCGAUCGCAAUCGACCAGAUUAACUUGACCGUCUCUAACCGAGCGCAGAUCAACGACUGGAGGAGGUCGCGACGUCUAAUGGCCUACUCCACUGUUGGUACCCCUGAUUACAUCGCACCUGAGAUCUUUACCGGACACGGUUACACCUUUGACUGUGAUUGGUGGUCUCUGGGAACCAUCAUGUUUGAGUGCUUGGUCGGCUGGCCCCCGUUCUGUGCCGAGGACAGCCACGACACGUAUCGGAAGAUUGUCAACUGGAGGCAAAGUCUGUACUUUCCCGACGACAUUCAGCUGGGCGUCGAGGCAGAGAACCUGAUUAGGAGUCUCAUUUGCAACACGGAGAAUCGCUUGGGGCGGGGCGGAGCACACGAGAUCAAGAGUCACUCCUUUUUUCGCGGAGUUGAGUUCGAGGGCUUGCGACGGAUCAGGGCUCCGUUCGAGCCCCGGCUUACAUCCGCCAUUGACACGACCUACUUCCCGACGGAUGAGAUUGACCAGACGGACAACGCGACAGUGCUGCGGGCACAGCAGAUGCAGCAGCAGGCAACCACCGGCGCGCCUGUGCGCGAGGAGACUGUGGAGAUGAGCUUGCCUUUCAUUGGUUAUACGUUCAAGCGUUUCGACAAUAACUUCCGGUGA
Molecule: messenger RNA, 1959 nt
Organism: Pyricularia pennisetigena
Lineage: Eukaryota; Fungi; Ascomycota; Sordariomycetes; Magnaporthales; Pyriculariaceae
Exons: 4
Coding region: 1-1959 (652 amino acids)
Biological process (GO): peptidyl-serine phosphorylation; intracellular signal transduction
Molecular function (GO): ATP binding; protein serine/threonine kinase activity
Source: RefSeq, a predicted model, not a curated record